AAGAAGGGUCCAGCCUCAGCCUCAGGCAGCCUGCCCUGGUGGAUUAGGUCAAGUUCAACAUCACAUUACAUAAUGAUUACCUUACAAACUACUCUAUUGACGCAAUUCAAAAACAUCAUAGCUUUAAUGUAAAGCUAAAAGGUUAAGAAUUUUAUUCCCUUUCCAGAGUUUUAUCUACAAACAGACAGCCAGAAUCCAAACAGCACGCAAUCAUUUCAAAAUGGUUGCAGUUUUCAACAAAGAGCUUCUCAGUUGGUACCUUAUCACCCUCAAGCUCAAUCAAGCUGUGGAAACCGGGCUUCAAAAUGCUCAAAGUCCCACAAAUUCAAGAUCCAUUGAGUUCCCGGAAACGGUCAAGGCUCAUAGACAAGAAAAUCAACUGUCGUCGAACUCGAUUCAAAUCUCUGCCCAGGAUGGAGAAACGGGCCAGGUUGAGGAGUCGGGCCAGGCCAAGCCUGUGGAGUCUGAGUGGGUGGUUAGCAUCAAGGAAAAGCUUGAUCAGGCACAACAUGACGAUGCAGCAGGGGCAUGGGCCAAACUCUGCAUCUAUAGGAUCCCCCACUGCCUUCGGGACUGCGACGACAAGGCCUACAUUCCUCAAGUUGUAUCCUUAGGGCCUUAUCACCACGGCAAGAAGCGACUGCGCAACAUGGAUCGGCAGAAAUGGCGGGCCCUUCACCAUAUACUUAAGCGGACUAAUCAAGAUAUAGAGCUUUAUCUUGAUGCUGUUAGAGAACUGGAAGAAAAGGCUCGGGCCUGCUAUGAAGGCCCGAUCUGCCUCAGCAGCAAUGAGUUUGUGGAAAUGAUGGUGUUGGAUGCGUGCUUCAUUCUUGAGCUCUUUCGUGGUGCAGCCGGGGGAUUCACUCAGUUAGGUUACUCGAGGAACGACCCGAUUUUCGCUAUGCGUGGUACUAUGCAUUCCAUCCAGCGUGACAUGAUCAUGCUUGAGAAUCAGAUUCCCCUUUUUGUACUGGACAGGCUAUUUGGCAUCCAGUCUGGUAAUCCCGACCAGAAAGGGAUGGUUGCCAGGCUGGCGCUAAGGUUUUUCGAUCCAUUAAUGCCGACGGAUGAACCAUUGACAAAGAGUGACCGGAGCAAGUUGGAGUCAUCUCUUGGAAAUGCAAGCACUUUUGAUCCAUUGACAGAGCAGGGUGGAUUACACUGCCUUGAAGUUUUCCGGCGCAGCCUGUUAGCCAUUCGCACUGGGCCUAAACCCACACCCCGAAUUUGGAUUAAACGGUGGUCGCACACUAACCGGGUGGCGGACAAGAGGCGGCAGCAACUCAUUCAUUGUGUCACCGAGCUGAAAGAUGCAGGGCUCAAAUUCAAGAGAAGGAAAACUGACAGAUUCUGGGACAUAAAAUUCAAGAAUGGGAUCCUCAAGAUACCUCGGCUCUUAAUCCACGAUGGUACUAAGUCGCUCUUCCUUAACCUCAUCGCAUAUGAGCAGUGCCAUUUGGACUGCACAAAUGACAUAACUUCAUAUGUAAUCUUCAUGGACAAUUUGAUCAACUCACCGGGUGACGUGAGCUACUUGCAUUAUUGUGGGAUUAUUGAGAAUUGGCUGGGGAGUGAUGCAGAGGUUGCUGACCUCUUCAAUCGCCUAUGUCAAGAAGUGGUUUUUGAUAUUAACGACAGCUCUCUUUCGAGGUUGUCUGAGCAAGUGAAUCGGUACUAUGAUCACAGGUGGAAUGCUUGGAGGGCUACUUUGAGGCACAAAUACUUCAAUAAUCCUUGGUCGAUUGUCUCUUUUUUUGCUGCUGUGGUGUUGCUGGCUCUAACAUUUGCUCAGACAUUUUACAGUGUGUAUGGUUAUUAUAGGCCGCAUUCUUGAGCUGAGUGACUAGACCCUUUUUGGAUUUAACUCCAGAUUACAAUUACUUCGCCAUACAUCGUUGGCUGCAAAUCAUCUGCUUUUUUUUACAUACUAUAGAUUUGGCGAACUUUUGCAUUGUUUUCUGUUCUGCUUCAUUUUUGUGUGAAGGUAAGGUCUGUGAGAGAGAGAGAGAGUCACUAAGUGAUUCUUCAUUUUAGUGUUUUCUGAGAAGAGCAGAUGAAUGAUAUAAUUAUUUAACAUGCAUAUGAGAACUGUAGUUUCCAAGUAAAGAGAAUAAAAUCCUAUUCAUUC
Molecule: messenger RNA, 2128 nt
Organism: Sesamum indicum (sesame)
Lineage: Eukaryota; Viridiplantae; Streptophyta; Magnoliopsida; Lamiales; Pedaliaceae
Product: transmembrane protein, putative (DUF247)
Source: RefSeq, a predicted model, not a curated record